Molecule: messenger RNA, 2175 nt
Organism: Leptosia nina
Lineage: Eukaryota; Metazoa; Arthropoda; Insecta; Lepidoptera; Pieridae
Source: the annotation of a GenBank genome assembly
AUGUAUUAUAUAAUGAAUAAAGUUAGAACAUUCGUGAUUCUUAGCAUAUUUCAGAUCACUGGAUUAAGCGCAGUAUGCCGUCAGUAUGAAUCACAGAGCUUCGUUCGUUGGUCUGGGAUGACACCAGAUACUGCUAGGCCCGUCUUCAUGUACUCAGCGAGCGGUGGAGAAGAGUCACUAACAGGAGCUUGUAUUGCCCGAUGUAGAGAGUUAGAAGAGUGUGCAUCUGUUGUUGUGACGUAUACCAAAGGCAGUUGUCAGGGUCUUGCUUCUGCGCCGGUCACUCACCUACGUACGGAUAAUGACGUCGCAUAUUUUACGAAAACAUGUUUGAAAUUGGCCGCCAGUUGCAGUAGAAAGUGGUGGUCAGUAGAGAGUACUCCAGGUUACUAUUUGAAUUCCGAAGGUAAUAGUAAAAUUCUGGUCAACUCGACAGUGCAAGAAUGUUACAACGCACUAUUUUCGUCUAAUGAGAAAAAGUAUAGAUCAGCUCAAUGGGUAGAACCAAACAGUCCCUUAGACACGUUUUUGGUAUCCGACACUGCUGUUGGGAAUUGUGUAUUGAAUGUAGAGAACAAAUUCACUGAACCAGAGUCCUACAGGGUGUCUAACUACUACACGUUUUAUAUUGAAAAUGAUUGUGACCAUGACUAUCCAAAGAAAAUAGAUCGAUGCUCCUACGAAGAGUAUAACAAUCAGACAUUAAAACGGGUCGAUUUAAGCAUCCAAAAUACAACGAAGGAUGAGUGCAAAGCCGCUUGUGAAAAUGAAGAUCGCUUUAUAUGCCGUGGAUUCACCUGGACAUCAACGUUAUCUCGGGGUCUUUGUGACCUGCACAGUGAGGACCUUAUUACUGCUGGCUCCUGGCUUUUGAGACGAGUUUCAGCCGCUACAUACUAUCGCCGCGUCAUCUGUUUGAAUAUUUCUGUGGACUGUGAAGGAUCGAACUUGUUAGUCACGUACCGACCUCGUGGAACAUUCAAAGGAAGAAUGUAUGUACCGGGUCGUGGUGAAAAGUGCAGCGCCAGGGCUUUCACUGGUGUUGUCAAGUUAGCUCUACCACUUUAUGGGGAUUGUGACGUCAACUUUGCAUAUGCUAUCUCUAAAGGACCGAAUGGAAUUGUAAAUAGGACAAUGGCGUACGUGAUGUUAAUGAUCCAGAACAAUCCUAUAAUCCAGACAGCGGGUGAUAGAUGGGUGAGAGUUGGCUGUUCUCCUGGUGCUGGUUCUCGUGGAUAUACUAAAGUUGAUGCCACUGUCUCCGUACGAGAUACCAGUAGGCCUUCGAUAGUGAGCGAAACCAGUUCAGAAGCCGGAGCAAGCGCAGUGUUCGGUUCUGGAUCUGCUCCUCUGAGUAUGUACGUGGUACGGACCGGAAUGGACAAUGGGCCAGUAGCUGUGUCACUUGGAGAGCCACUGGAACUACGAAUUGAAACGACUGAUGAAGCGGAGAUUGAAGCCUACCACUUAGUCGCUUCUUCGAAGCUAGGAGAGAGUUCUGUCUUAUUACUCGAUAGCAGAGGAUGCCCAACUGGACAGGUAGACUUUCCAUCAUUCACACGGACCUUCGAGGGCAACACACAACGCCUGUCGGCGAAGUUCAAGGCGUUUCGCUUCCCCAAUUCACACGUUGUCAGAUUUGCAAUCAUGGUUCGCUUUUGUGACGAAAAAUGUGCACCGGUAAAUUGUGGUAAACAAUUCAGAAAUUCCCGCCAAACAAACAGCACUUACGACAGCGAGGUUGCAGCAGUCACUUCAGAGGCAUUUUGGGCUCCAAAUGUAGUAGCCCAAGGUGUUACAGCGAUGUGUGCCGAUGGCGAUGGUAGAAUUCCACUAGAACUAGAAAUGGUGGUGGGCGCUAGAGACAUCGUUUCCGCCGACACUCUUGUCAGAGCUGACCACAGAUCUUCUUUGCCAGAAGACGUUCAAGUGGGCGAUGGUGGAUUGGUCUGCGUGCAUGAACUACUGCUCGUAGCUUUAUUUCUUGCCUGGCUUGCCAUUCAAGUGCUGCUACUGCUAGGAUGCUGUGUGCUUGUAAAGAGGUAUAGAAAUCUAGCUGAAAUGAGUAUGCAAAAGGACUACCACUCUUUCGAUAAUAUCGGCUUCGACACAUCGUCCACACAUCGCCGUGUACACUGGCCGGACCAAAACAUAGACAUAUUACAUGCAACGUAG